This is a messenger RNA of Chelonus insularis, 990 nucleotides long. RefSeq lists its product as uncharacterized. The transcript has a single exon. The record is from RefSeq and is a predicted model, not a curated record. Lineage: Eukaryota; Metazoa; Arthropoda; Insecta; Hymenoptera; Braconidae. Bases 1 to 990 code for a protein of 329 amino acids.
AUGGAUGAUGUUUCUGUUCGUCCAUCGAAAUUAAUUCAAACGGAGCUGAAGUCGAGGGACGUAGAUACUCUGACCACCAGUCAUCUUCAGCAACUACGAAAAAAUCUUUCGAGAAGCAGACUAGCAAUUUUCCCGAAAAUUCCAAAGACAUUUGGAGAAACCCAUGAUGUUGUUGAUAAACUAGCAAUCAUCAGCAAUAAGGGUGAAAAUUUACUCUCCGCGAAUGACCGGAAAGCCAACAUUAUACUCUUUACCACUUCCAUUAAUUUAUCGGCACUGUCAGAAAUGGACCAAAUAUUCAUCGACGGAACUUUCUACAGUUGUUCUAAACCGUUCAAACAAGUAUUUAUCAUUCACGAUCUGCAUAAAAAUAUUUUUAUGCCUUUGGCUUUUUUUCUCUUGCCCGACAAAUCCAGCUCGACUUAUGAACGAGCUUUUCAAAUCAUUCUUGAACGUAUUGGUGCUUUUAAUUUAUCUUUCAAUCCAUCUUUGAUCCUCGCAGACUUCGAAAAAUCCAUUCAUAAGGCUCUUAAUCGAGUUUUUCCUCGUUCAAAAAUCAUUGGGUGCCGGUUUCAUCUAGGCCAAAGUUGUUGGCGUAAAAUUCAAGAUCUCGGAUUAGCUGCUGAGUACCGAACAAAUAAUGAUUUGUCAAAUUUCCUGAAAAUAUUUAUUGGACUUCCUCUUUUACCAGUUCAGGAAGUCAGUGACUGUUUCACUGAUGAUAUUAUGAGUAUACUUCCAGAUGAUAAAAGAGUCGUAGGUUUCUGCGAUUACGUUCUCGAAAACUAUAUUGAACCAAAUUCGCCAUUUCCUCCCGAAAUUUGGGCUCAACAUUCCGAAACAACUCGUCGCACAACAAACAAUUGUGAGUCAUUUCAUUCUAAAUUAAAUGCAAUGUUUAACUCCGCGAACCCUAAUUUGUUUCAAUUUUUAGAAGCACUCAAAUCGAUUCAGACCGAUAUUUUCAUAUUAAACUUCGAAGUUCAGUGA